GUCCAAACUGAAGACAGUGCAUGAACGGAUCCCCUUGGCUGGACUGAGCAAGUUGCCCAGCGUCCCUCAGAUUGCAAAGGCCUUCUGUGAUGAUGCAGUGGGGCUGAAAUUCAACCCUGUCCUGUAUCCCAAGGCCUCCCAAAUGAUUGUGUCCUAUGAUGAGCACGAUGUCAACAACACAUUCAAAUUUGGGGUCAUUUAUCAAAAAGCCAGGCAGACCCUGGAGGAGGAGCUCUUUGGGAACAAUGAGGAGAGCCCAGCUUUCAAGGAGUUCUUGGACCUGCUGGGGGACACAAUCACACUACAGGACUUCAAAGGUUUCCGAGGAGGCCUGGAUGUGACCCAUGGACAGACAGGGCUGGAAUCAGUAUACACGACAUUCCGGGACAGGGAGAUCAUGUUUCAUGUAUCCACAAAGCUGCCAUUUACCGAGGGAGACGCCCAGCAGCUCCAGAGAAAGAGGCACAUUGGGAAUGACAUUGUGGCCAUCAUCUUCCAAGAAGAAAACACACCGUUUGUCCCAGAUAUGAUCGCCUCCAACUUUUUACACGCCUACAUUGUUGUGCAGGCUGAGACUCUAGGCACAGAGACCCCAUCCUACAAGGUCUCUGUAACUGCACGGGAAGAUGUGCCUGCCUUUGGCCCACCUCUGCCCAGCCCCCCUGUUUUCCAGAAGGGCCCAGAGUUCAGGGAGUUUCUGCUCACCAAACUCACCAAUGCAGAGAACGCUUGCUGCAAGUCGGACAAGUUUGCAAAGCUGGAGGACCGGACGAGGGCUGCCCUCCUGGACAACCUUCACGACGAGCUCCACGCCCACACACAGGCCAUGCUAGGAUUGGGCCCAGAGGAGGACAAGUUUGAGAACGGGGGCCAUGGGGGAUUCCUGGAGUCUUUUAAGAGGGCCAUCCGUGUGCGCAGCCACUCCAUGGAGACCAUGGUGGGCAGUCAGAAGAAGCCACACAGUGGGGGCAUCCCUGGCAGCCUCAGCGGGGGAAUCUCCCACAACAGCACGGAAGUCACCAAGACCACUUUCUCGCCUCCGGUGGCAGCAGCAACGGUGAAGAACCAGUCACGGAGCCCCAUCAAGCGGCGGUCAGGGCUCUUCCCUCGCCUGCACACGGGCUCUGAAGGCCAGGGGGACAGCCGGACACGAUGUGACAGUGCAUCCAGCAACCCCAAGACCCCGGAUGGCGGACACUCUUCUCAGGAGAUAAAGUCUGAGACCUCAUCCAAUCCCAGCUCUCCGGAAAUCUGCCCUAACAAAGAGAAGCCCUUCAUAAAGUUGAAGGAGAAUGGCCGAGCCAUCUCCCGCUCUUCCUCCAGCACCAGCAGCUUCAGCAGCACCGCAGGGGAGGGCGAGGCCAUGGAGGAGGGUGACAGCGGGAGCAGCCAGCCAUCUACAACCUCGCCCUUCAAGCAGGAGGUGUUUGUCUACAGCCCGUCCCCGAGCAGCGAGAGCCCCAGCCUAGGGGCAGCUGCCACCCCCAUCAUCAUGAGCCGGAGUCCCACGGAUGCCAAAAGCAGAAACUCCCCGAGAUCUAAUCUGAAAUUCCGCUUUGAUAAGCUCAGCCAUGCCAGCUCUGGUGCGGGUCACUAAUGUGAAAGGGGAGUCCUUCGCCUGUCCAAGGGAAGCCCCAGUUGUGUCCCGGAGAAGGCUCCUAUUCCAGCAGUUCGGGGGUGCCGUCCACUACUCUGACUGUCACAGGCCUGCUGCCUCACCGGCCACCUGCCCAGAUCCAUUGUCUGUCCAAGUGUCCUGGCCCUGUCACAGCCCCACCAGCUCCCUCACUAACACACCUUCCAAGCACCUCCCCAUCUCUGGACAACGCCUCAUUCCUCGAGGCUCCCUCUGCCCCUGACCCCCAGUGUGACAUCUAUCUGGGUCAUUUAUCAUCUUGUUUAGUCUACAGAGGACAAGAGAGUUGAACAAGGAGGGAGCUGGGGGCUCAACCAGAGACUGGGAAGCUGGUCUGCUUCAGAGACAAAGAGUGGGGAACAGAAGCCAACAGCAGGACAUAGCGCCUUGGCCAGGGCUUUGGCCAUGAGGCAGUACCUUCCCAGGCAUGGCAGGCAGGGUGCUCCACCACCAUGAAUGCACUCAGUGGUGGUGGAGGGGCCGCUUCUCCAGGAACCGAGGUUUGUAGCAUUCUCGAGCUGUCCUGAUCUCUGGAGCGCCAAAACACCCAUCUGCUUCUGUGCUAAGAAUGUCUUACCCAUCUGUUGACAUGGGCCCAGGGCUACACUCCCUGUCGCCAGUGUAUCCUGAGCAGGGCUUGGGCACUUGAAGCCCCGAGACAGAGCUGGGCAUGUCUGGGACUGGCGCCACACAACACACUUCCUUGAUUGUGGUUGAAGCUUUUUGCCCUCCUGAUUUCACAUGGGCCCCUGAUCAUCGGGAGAAGCCCGAUGGCAGCCUCUUUCCUCUGAGCAGAUUUUUUCCCCACGAAGUAGAGGGAAGCUGGGAAGUGAGAAGGAAAUCAGGGAAAGCGAAUGAGCCAGUGCUGGGGUGUUGGCUGAGGGACACCUCAGGGCCUAAGGGCAGGGCUUGGAUCCAGGUCUUUGCUGGCUGUGGAGGUUCACGGAAGACAUAAGUAGUUAUUUAACUCACUGCUUAGGUGGAGGCAGAGAGGUGAAGUGAGGGUUGAUGUGCUGGUUUCUGAUCAGGCCCAUAUGUGGGGGUUGAACUUAGAUAUGGGGAAGAAGCACAGGAAAUUUAUGUUCCCAGCAUCUGAUGGCCAUCCAUUGCUGCCUUGGGGACUGUUUCCAGCUACUGUGUCCUUUGACCACAUCCAGGGCUUCAUCCCUCAACCCUCUUCUUCCCCUCUCCAACUGAGAGUCUUUAAGCAGUUUUCACAUCUGUAGGAUUUCUGUGACCAGGCCCCCAUCUGGUUGUGGUUCAGAGAUCACAUGACACCUGCACCCUCAGCCAGAGCACCCUUCACUGGGGUGGGCUGGCUCGUUCUCUGAGGACCAGCCCCUUCUGGGUUCCCCCCCAUCCAGUCUGUAGUAUCACAGGGCAUUUCUGCUGAUGGGACCCAGUUGGGUUUAGGUGGGGGCAUCCUCUAAGUAAAAGAUAAAGUCUAAAGAGCAGCCCCUUGGAGGUGCUGCAGCUUCCAGGGGCCUCUGGCACAGGCUGGCACAGGGUUGCAAGGUGACACUGGCUGGGCUUCUGCUUUAAUGAGUAGAUGAAGAGGAUUUCUAACCAAAUACUUUAUUUACAUGGGGAUCUGGACCUAUUCCCAAGUCAAAGAUAUAAAUGUACACUUUUUUUUAAUGAUAUUGUGACAGUUUCCCCAUUGCUUUUGUCAGUAGAACACAAUUUUGAUCCUUUGCUCCCCCUCACCCCGACUCCACUCAUGAGGAAAUUAAUUGGCUUCUGUUUGCAAGCUGGAGGGACUUCUCCCCUCCCACUGCAUGGGAAAUGUGUAUACGUCAGGCACUAGUCUGGUAAAAUUUAUUCUAGUUAGAAGGUCAACAGAGUAUCUGUUUGGCUUUUAUUAAAAGUCACCGUAGCAGCACCCACUGCUGGAAGAAGGCCUAUAGAUUCUGGCAGUAUUUUGUUGGCUGGUUUCUGAAGGAACUUGAAAGGUAAAACUGCAUUUCUUUAAAAAACAAUUGCAUGGUUCUGACCUGCCUCUCUGGAUGGCUAGUAUUUACAUUGCUUGGUGGUUGUGCUGUGUUGCAUCAUGGUCUGAGGGCAUCUGGAGUUUCCAGGUUGUCCUCAUGCUGUCUCAUUUGUUAAUCCCAUACCUACCUGUCCCCAUUGCUUUGGCUGCUCCCCUGCACCCCCCUACCUUCUGGGAGGGCUUUGCUCCUGCCUCUGAGCUAGUGGACUGAUGGCUGGGUGUGUCCAGAGGUACUGAGAGGCACCGGUGUGCUUCUGAGAAGCUUAGACCUGAGAUGUGGUCUCCACCCUCAGUUUGCUAUUGGGGUGCCCUGGGUGGGAUCCCAAAUGCCCCUUUCCUCUGGGUCAUGCCUCGUCAUCCCUAGAAGGUGCAUCCUAUGGCCUCCAGCGUGUGCACUGCCAGCCCACCUGAGGUCCCAGUGCCGAGAGGAGGAGGAGAACAAGGAUGGGCCAGUCUCCCCUCGCUCCUCUGGACCACGGGGCAGGCAGCUCAGGUUCCUGGAGGGCUGUUUUCCCCAUGCUCUGUUUAUAUCUGUUCUGAUCCAAAAUGCUUGUCCUUUUAUUGCUGUGCCCAGUCUUGGAGCUCAAAGAUUUGCUGAAGCUCAUGGGCCCUUGUGACUAGACUCAUCUAGAUGGUGCUCACCCUGGUAUUUGAGGCAUUUUCACUGUGAUCUCCAUGAGUGGGUGUUUCCCUAUGUCUCUGGCUCUGGCAACUGCCUGACUCACUGAAGAAACUACUUUUCAGGCACUGUAGGGCACCCAUAUGUCUCCAGUUCAGUUGAUGCUUAAAAACAGGCACAGAAAAGCUCGAGGUAGAAGGUGUUAGCUAAAGUUUCUGUCUGUGCUAAUCAAUGCAAAAUGGCAUUUCUUGAAAACUACUCUGUGGUUCAGUUUUGUCAGCAUCAUCUCAAUGACCAAGGCUUCUGGUUCCUUUCAGCAUCUCAUCCAACCAUGUCGUCAUCCAGAUGAGACAUCAUCUCAUCUCAUCCAGAUGAGACCUUUGCUCAAGUGAGGAGAAGGAACUUGCUUGAGGUCACACAAUCAGCUAUUGGUAACGCUAGGAUUAGAACACAAAUCCCAGGGUACUUUCCUCUGCACUACCUGCGUAGUUGAUUAGAAUAAGUGGCUGGGGUCCUGGGUUUCCUGGGGCCCUGGGUUUUGGGGAAGCCAGUUAGCCAGUGCCUUAGCCCUGACUGGGAGGUGUCAGCAAUCAAGGAUGCUGCUGAAGCCUCACUCUGCUUUUUUGCAUCAUGAGGGAUGAUCUCUUGGAUUUUUCCAGUGAGAGCCCCAGGGUUUUGCAUGCAGCUUGAGCAAAGAAAAAAAAAACAGAGGGAAAAAGGGAUUCUGGUGAACUGCUCCUCAGUGAUAUCGGUUCUUCAACUCUAGUCUCUAAUGGGGGUGGAGGCUGGGGCAAAGAUGCUGUUAACCAACCCUCAGCUUCCCAUUUCUAAAUUAAGAGAAAAAUAGUGAAAGAAAACUCUUCAUUUCUCCCUGAUUCUUAAACAAAGCUGGUUCAUGAAAACCUGGACUCUAGUGACAGGGCAGGACAAGAGCCUGUUUCACUUUCUUACCCUGACCCUUUAUGGUGCCAACUCAAACACUACCUUUUUCAUUCACUUCUAAGUCAACAGAGACAGGUCUGGUUUGAGUAGUCGGGGGUUCAAGUAAAUCUUAUGGCUACAGGUGGCCGGCGGGGACCAGGACAGGACUAGCCAUGCUCAGGACCCCAUGGCUCCUCCCCCAGCCUCUAGCUACUCCUUAUCAAGGGUGGGUCAGUAAGGCUUGCCACGACUGUCUCUGUAGCCUGACUGGGGGGCAGAUUGUGGCAUUCUUCUACUAAGCUCUGGUAGCUGUUUUACCACCAGCCCCUUGUCCACCCUGAUCCCAUCUCCCUCCUUUCAGCCGGGCCAGGUGCCCCUUUGGGAGGAAGAAGACAAUUCCUGCUAGGGCCAAGGGCAGCAGAGCCCUGCCUGGUGAGAGGCCGUGGGGCAGCGGCUCUGUCCUAUGUCUUACCAGCUCUGGGAGAAGGUGUUUGGCUGGAAGACUGGAAUUUAAUUGCCAUCGUCUUUGAUUUUGUGACAUGUCCGCUUGGAAGGGUGAACCCCUCCCUUCCCGCUUCUUAGCAUGUGUGCCAGCUCUCCCUUGUCAUGGGUUACCCUUUGACACUCCAGCUUGGGGAGUGCUGACAUUUCUGUGAAGAGAUUCCUCUGUGUGAUAGAACCUAAGAAUUGUAGCUUGGAAGUGAUGAUCCAUGUGAUGAUGACUUUUCUUUCUUUCCUCUUAGUGAGGAGGUGAUUUGUAGACCCCGACUGCCUAUGUAAUGUAAAUAGUGUACAUUUAAUUUAUUGCUACAGUAGCAUAUUGUAUUUGUUAAUGUAUAAAACAAAUUCUAAAAGGUUGACAAAUGUAUAUUUUGUUGCUUAAAUGUGUCUUUGCAGAAAUUGACAAUAAAUAAGAUAUUUUGUGUCCA
Molecule: messenger RNA, 6095 nt
Organism: Carlito syrichta (Philippine tarsier)
Lineage: Eukaryota; Metazoa; Chordata; Mammalia; Primates; Tarsiidae
Gene: RAP1GAP2
Product: RAP1 GTPase activating protein 2
Exons: 17
Biological process (GO): regulation of small GTPase mediated signal transduction; activation of GTPase activity
Cellular component (GO): cytoplasm; plasma membrane
Molecular function (GO): GTPase activator activity
Source: RefSeq, a predicted model, not a curated record